This is a messenger RNA of Aspergillus glaucus CBS 516.65, 438 nucleotides long. RefSeq lists its product as uncharacterized. The record is from RefSeq and is a predicted model, not a curated record. The transcript has a single exon. Bases 1 to 438 code for a protein of 145 amino acids. Lineage: Eukaryota; Fungi; Ascomycota; Eurotiomycetes; Eurotiales; Aspergillaceae.
AUGCAUGACAAUGUCAUUUCGCGAUUUUGUGCCUUAGGUCCAAAAACCAUGGACGACGAAAAAGCUCUCUCGCUACCUCCCAGCUUGCAACCAACAAAAUUGCAGAAAGCCACUCUCCAUCUCCAUCACCCAUGGUUUGACAUAAUCCCAAUGGCAAAAAUGCGCGAUCAUCUUAUCAGCGCCGGUGAAACCUUUGAUGACAGACAGCUUUGCCGUGCCUUACGAGGGCUGCAGAGUGACCGACCUGGCAACACCGGUGUGAUGGUUUGGCUUGAUUCGUGCGAUCCAACCGGAUGGGAAUUGACGGAAAGUUUUGCUCGGGACUGGGGCUGGACGAUUGCACACUGCUACUCUUUGUUUGAGUCGACUAACCAUUGGAUGUCCCUCCGAGGGGAGAGGCUUCUGCUCUGUACACGGACAGGAAGAGUCCUCCAUUAA